Messenger RNA from Ornithodoros turicata, 5709 nucleotides. RefSeq lists its product as uncharacterized. Bases 642 to 4040 code for a protein of 1132 amino acids. The transcript is spliced from 13 exons. NCBI's taxonomy places the organism in Eukaryota, Metazoa, Arthropoda, Arachnida, Ixodida, Argasidae. The record is from RefSeq and is a predicted model, not a curated record.
CUAGACGGGGACAAGGAGAGACAGGCAAGAACCGCACGCAUGCGUCAGCCACCUCCUAACAGGUUUUGUCUGUGCUUGUACGACGCUGGAUAGUGGGUAGUGUGCCAGUUUGAGUGCUGGAGCUGCGGUUAUUACACUUUGACACUGUGUUUGUACACCGUUGUCAUGUGCGUUGCGACGCCCGAAAACGAUCGUACGGUUGUGCCUUCUCUUGUGUUGUGCUCGAUGUUGUGGUGAAGUACAUCUGUGAGCAACAUCCACGUAAGUCUGAUCUGCCAGGGAGUGUUGUGCGUCUGCCUCCGGUCGCCGCAACGGAUUAAACAGAGAGAGGAUUGGCAUUUGUGACAUGCACAGGUAAUUAUCCUCUCGUGAUCAGCAAAGGUGAGGAAAGUUCCCAAAUUUGAACCUUGAAGCAUCUCGUCUUCGUUGUCGCACGAUUAUAGGACGAGGUAGAUUACUGACAUCGUGGAUUGCGGUGAUAAGCGAGCGCAACGCGGACUGCACACGCAUUUUUCCUCCACAUCUACGGAAUGUUGGGCCGCAAAUCACACGGCGGACCACGCUGUCCUUUCUGCAAGUUAUGGUCGGAUGUCCUUUGAGGCUUGCUGUGGCAACAAGAGUGACGUCGCCGAGAAGCCGGCAUGGCAAGCAGCAGGGCAGGGGGCACCGGUGCACAAGGACUGUCCACCCCUGAGACAUCCAGCAGUGCAGAGGCUCUGGAAGAUGAGCACCAACCUUCGGGAGAGAACAAGCGGAAGAAGUUCCAUCCGUUCCGUGCAGUGCGAAAGAUUUUUCGCUGGAAGGUGAAGCGACAGGCAACUCCUCAAGAAGUUGUGGGGCCCUCGAAAAAGAGCCGUUCCACGGGCGAGCUUCAAUCUGUUCCUGACGACGAGCAAAGGCUCAAAGUGGCAGCAGUGGCGCCAUAUUCAAUUGGUCUCAGUGUUUCACACGACAGCGUCUUUACUUCCGACACGGCAUCUGCUCUGGGGGACACCCAGGAGCUCUCCCAGGGCUCCAGCCUCUCAGUGAACCGCAACUCACAUAAGCUCAUGUUCCGAGAUGAGUUGUUCACUCGUGUGCAAGCGAGACGAGACUCUGAUGACGAUGACAUUGGCCUUCCGCACAGUCCCUGCACAAGUCCUACAACAGCGGAUGUGCUCAGUAGAGGGCUUCAGGCCAAGUCAUCGAAACCUCACAGCACUUGCAGUGCAGGCAGCUUAUCCAGCAUGUUCAGCUCUGAAAAUGAUGAGGAUCCUCUUGGCCAAGCCGUCCAUGACCGCAGAGGAGACGCAGCUAACGGUGACAACACAGAAUCGUUCCCCUUGAGCCACAAAGCAGCAUUGCACAAGAUCUCAGUGAAGCCAAAGAGGACGCACGCAUUGCCACGCAACAGGCGAUUACAAAUGUUAUCUGCAGCACCACCGAGUAAUCUCCCCGCAACUCCAGAGGUGAGCGAAGAUUGCACACGUCUUGUGUCCAUCCCGACUGAAACUGUGGAUACUGAGCAUAAACAUCCAGAAGCAUCAAGUACAUCAUGCAGCAGUACUGAUACUUCUGUCCCUUCCGAACCAAUCCUUCCGCCUCACCCAGAGGAGCAACGCUCCCCUGAAACGAAAAUGAGAAAGUCAAGUGAUGCCCCACAUCUUGGAUGCUCGACCCCCGUAGCACCAGACCCUGUAAAGGAGCUUGAAGACAGAACAACGCAGGAGACAUCUGAAAGCAUUCCAAUCGAACAAAGUCCUGUUGGAGCAAUUCCAGCUCACGUUUGUGAUUUCUCUUCACAUCAUCUUAGACAGAAUGAUGACUCAUGCAGCAUCUCAGAAAUGACUGUUGAAGAUGAGCAGUUGCAAGCAGUGCCAGAAAGCCAGAUUUCAAAGACGCACACGACAACAGUGAGUGUAGAAGUGAAGCAGGUAGACGAUGAGAGUUCUACAAAGAACGGCAGCAAAUUUCCCAAGCAGCCUAAAGACAAGCACAUUGCGGGUAAACCAAAGGCAGCUGAACUCAAGCUCCUGCAUGAGAUUGCACAGUUCAACAAGAGGCAGGAAGAAAUGGAAAAGAAGAUGAGCCCUACAGAAUGUAACGGUGUCCGUGAUGAAGAGGCAGUGGUGGAUGUCCGUGAGGCUAUACAGUCACUUGAGGCUCUUGCCCAACAAGGAGACAGCAAAAUGACACUUGAUGAGGUACAGGAGGAACAAAGGAAGUUGGAUUUGCUGAAUGGUAAUGUGAGUGCUGACUCAGAUAAGGAUUGUCAAAUCACCUCUCUUAGCCAAAAAGUGCCAUCUUGUGUCCAGCAAGAGAAUGAGUCUUUGUUAGAGCACUCAUUACAGUUGAAGCUAACUAGUCCACCGAAAAAGAUUCCCUCUGCAAAUGACACAGACUGCAGGGAAACACAGGCCCCUCACAGUCCCUUUAAUAAGCGGAAUGAAGCGCACAGACGUUAUUCUUGCAUGGAGCCUAUUUCUGCAAACAGAAGUAAGCCAGCUGAAAUACAGAGGCCACUCUCUGUUGAAAUCAUUCCAUUUAACCAACGGAAGAAGGAUAGUAGCCCUUCUCCACCUCCAAUAAAAGGAGACAGCAGUCCAAAGAAAGAAGAAAAGAAUGAUCUGUUUUCAACAGAACAAAACUUGGUGGGUGAAAGCACUCCUGAAAAGUUGCCGAUGAGCUAUCCAGUGCACUUCAGAAUUUACAAGGGUCGUAGAAAGUCACUCGUCGGGGACGAGAAGCAGAACCAGGGACAAGAAUCGCUCCCGUUGGGACCAAAGAGCUGGGACCAAACAUCAUCAUUUGAAGACAAACCGACGACCCAUCACUUUGAGAUAAAGAUACAUUCCACUACAGAUAUGAAGGACAGGCCAGAAGUGAAGUCCAGAGUGCCAGACAUCAGGGAGAAAGUUGAGCUGAGGAACACUGACCAUAAUAAUGAUGGAAAAGACCAGCCAAGCCAGACCACAGAGGCACUUGGUAGUCCACAAAGAAGAGACGACAUUAAACCGAGGCCUUUCAGCAGAGGAGUCCAAGUCAAGGGAAUAGCCAGCAACAAUGAACCAGAAUUGUUCAAAGUUUUUGCACGACGUUCGUUGAAACAGAAACAUUGUGACAAAGAACCAAAUGACGACACAGCUGUUGCUGAUGCAGAUGCUGCCACUGAGAAAACUGAGGCUAACCCUGGUGAUAUGGUCAGCGUCACUGCUGCUGGUGGCACUAUAGUGAAGAUCUCAGAAUCUUCUACAGUUAUCACCCCAGAACAUCAGCGCGGUAAGCAGCAGGCUGUCGUGACACAAAAUGGUGUUUCAUCGUCCGAGCAUUCUAAACCCACCGUGCAGGCUGAAUUCCGUUCAGCAUCGCAGAUUUCCAAAAUGUUCGAAUCUACUGCUGCUAAAGGUACUUCAGUGAAAAACAUGGAGAGUCCCGUAAAGACUGUGAGUAAGGCCGUGAACAUGAUAACUACCGAUGCACCAGCCAAGUCUACAAAAGUGCCAGAACUUACAGGAAAGGCUGUGGAAGUCGUGUCCAAGAAUGGCUGGCAAUCUAGUUCGCCAUUGACAUCACAACUUGGAGGACAACAUACUGGAAAGGGCACUGUAGUUGCAAACUCUGCUAAUGAGUCUGACAAGGACACAAGUGCGCAGCCACGACGCAAUCACGGAUCACGUCCCCGGUAUCACACAUCACCUGAGGUAGCGCAGGAAGAUAUUGUGAAAGCUACAACAAAACCCCGCCAAGAACCAGCAGAGAAGCCCGUCACAUGUGAAAGUCCAAAGGUUUCUCGUUCAUUGCACAGAGCGAGUUCUGUGAGCAGCAGCAGCCCGUCCUCGAGCGGAUCAUUCCGCAUAAACAAGGCCGAUGCUAUCGGAUUGGAUGGCCAGCCAGCCUGGCUCCAGUUGGCUCAGCAGCGCAGGGAGAUGCGUGAGCAGAGGGAACGAGCACUUCUUGGACGUCCAGCAGAAACAUCGUUUGUAAUUGAGACAAGUAAGCCAUCCCGUUCAAGCAAGGUUCUAGAUAUGGUGAGCAACUUCCAGAAACUGCAGAUGACUUAGUGACAUCUCGUAAUAAGAGUUGCAUACCAUCUUCUACGCUGACUACAUAAUGAAGAAUUCGAAGCAGAUUUCCUGUUGUUUCAACGAGCAGUAACCUUUGUUUACCAGUAGCCUUGGAAGCAAUUUUCAGUGCUGCUAUGAAGCAUGAUUGUUGCUUCCUAUUUGUUUCCUAUGUCCCCCCUAAUUACAACUUUUAUGUGAUUGUAGCGCUCACAGCUAGCUAUCUCACAAUACCGAACCAUUCUAUGCAUGUUCAUGCUGCAGGCUGGCCAGAAUUACACUUCACGUUGGUACUAGCUGUUUUUCACCUGGUAUUUUUCACCUUAAUGUCUAGUUACACUGUCUGAUUAUCACUUGCAUUUUUUGACCUACUGUACAUAAAGUUUAUAUAGUUCACAGUUCUGCUGAAAAUCAUUAAGGAAGACAACUUCUGUGUUUUCAGCAGAAAUGAAUAUGGAAUGCAAAUAUCAGUGUAAAACACACAGACAUGAAAUAACAUAGAUUUCACACCACUAAAUGAAUGAACGAAGAAAUGAAUAUUCUUCAGUUCUCUUGUGCAUUGUGGAGUAUUAGAUUGUUUGUGACUAUUUUGAUCUGUACAUGCUUGCAUCUUUCUGAACCUACAUGCAUACACUGUUGCUUUUGAGCUGCAUUAAAUGGAAAGAUGCAUACUCAAUAUUCGAUGUAAGUACUCUGUUUACAAAAUGAGGUGAAACUGAAUUGUUUCACUUCCUCCAGGGUAUUAGCACAUUCUGUGCCUGGAAGAGUUACUAUUUUCAUACACAUUGCUAUUGCAAAUUAUAUCAUAAGCAGCUAAAAAGAGGGAAAAGAGACCGCUUAAUCAUACACUGUUGCACUCACUAGUCUGCCUUUAAGAUCAUGCAAACUCCACAUGAUAUUUGCUACAGUUUACUUGCACUUGGUAGUGCAUCUUUUCUAAGGUGUCCGACCGGCAGUAUCCUGUGAAGGCACUUCUGCAAAUGCCUUACAAUUAAUAAGUUGGAGUGCACGUUUGGUUACACGGUUGUGUAAUCUUUGUAGUCUUCCGUCGACCUUCCUUUUUGUUCUAAGAGCAUUGCAAUUAUUGUAGCACAUUGUGGUCAUGAUGAUCAGAGCAUUCAACAGGUUGAAGUGAAUCUGUAUGUAUGUAUUAUCUGUAAUAUAUUCAUUAUCUGUUAUAAGAUACACAAAUGUACUAACAAGUGCAAUGUUGUAUGACUGUACUAUAGAACCAAAAUAUAAAGGUAAUCUUGUAUGAAUUGUUUGCAGCAUAUUUGAUAUUCCAACGGCAUGCUUGACUUCAAGGAACCUGCUUGUGGUCCCUUGUGCAUGUACGUCAUUAAGUGAAUAUGUGGUAUGUUUUGCACAUCUUAUUCAGCACGUAUGUUGUAGAAGCAGUACCACGAGCUGGGCCUCAAAGGCAUAUUCCGUUUUACACAGUGUACAUAUUGUAAUUUGAUAGCUCCAGAAUUUUACAAUGUGUGCUAUAUGCAAGACUGAUGGGCUUUUAGCACUAUAUUUCACAUGGUGUGUCGGAUGCAGCUCCUCGCUAAGGAAUUGCUGUAAAUAGAUGGAACACAUAUUCCUUCCCCUUAUGUGAUGCUUUGCUGUGACGUGUGUACUUCUGAAGCGAAAAUAAAAGCCCUGUGACAGCAGAUCCAGAAAUCAA